AUGAUCUCAAAGCCGGUAGCUAUAGUCACUGGCGCUUCGUCGGGGAUGGGAGAAGCCCUGGCUGAAGACCUGGCUAGUCAAGGAUGGCAAGUCGCCAUGGCCGACAUCAAAGAAAAUCCGCAGAUCAGCUCCAGGCUCGGCGAGAACGCCAGCUACCACUAUUGCAACGUUGCCGAUUAUGACAGCCAGGCCCAGUGCUUCCAAUCGGUCUGGGACAAGUAUGGCCGUCUGGACGCAUUGUGUGCCAAUGCAGGCAUAGUAGACAAGAGCUCCAUCUUCAUAUUCGAUCACCGGGGCUCAGAUGUAAUCCCACCGAAGCCCGACCUCCUCUGCACCGAUGUCGACUACAAAGGGGUUGUAUAUGGAACACAGCUAGCGAUUCAUUUUAUGCGCAAAAAUUCGACUCCGGGCGGUAGCAUUGUGGUGACAGCCAGUGCAGCGGCUGUAACGCCUCAUGAGACAUACCCCGAAUAUGACGGAGCAAAGGCAGCUGUCAUGAACUUUGUGCGGGCAACGUCACGUAUUCUCAGCCUUAAGGAAAAUAUUCGCAUCAAUUGCGUACUCCCGGGUAUAGUAGCGACCAAGAUCAUCCCUCCCGAGAUGGUAGCGGCUGUCUCUUCAGAAUGCCUAACACCAGUAUCGACCAUUGUGGCUGCGUAUAGGAAGUGCUUGGAGGACAAGACCUUGGCUGGGGAAGCGCUGGAGUGCUCGGCCGACAAGAUAUUGCCAGUACCCAAGCCAGCGCUUCAGAACGGGCGAAUCUCAGCUAGAGCUGUGACGGUCUGGGAUCCUUUAUUCAAGACAUACCAUAACGAGCCGUCAGGCCUCCCGGAUGCCAUCGCCUAG
This is a messenger RNA of Clonostachys byssicola, 846 nucleotides long. The record is from the annotation of a GenBank genome assembly. NCBI's taxonomy places the organism in Eukaryota, Fungi, Ascomycota, Sordariomycetes, Hypocreales, Bionectriaceae.